AGCAGUAUUCUGAAGUUUCAAUCCAUUGGCUAGUUUCGAGAACCAGCUAGCUAGCCUCGCCAAGCAAGACGAUUCUACAGAUUUACCUCUGAUGCUUGAUUUCAGCAAGUUUAGCGUCUGUGAUUGUAGAUCAUUCUUAUCUUACCAGAUCAUCUAAUUAUUAUAAGACCGCGUCUGUACUGAAACUGUGAGCGAAAAUUUAGUUCUACCGUCCAACCGGGAAUACCAACUCGCGGCAACCAAGGUGAUUGCUAAGAAUCAGCUAGCUAGCCAGCCCUCUGAACGUCCACAAGCUUGCUAACGUCAGUCUAGUGGUCGAAAUUCGGCGAACGAUUAGUUCCUUUCGAGUUUGUUUGCAGACAUCGCGUUAAAACUAUGUUAGUUUAGUUUAUCACACAGCAUAUAUUACCGUCCGGUUCUAGUGUACGAUGGCAGCAAGCUGGCAGGACGCUGCUACUCAGCAGGCUGAGCAGUUGGCGGCCCGCUUGAAGGAGCUCCUGUCGUCUGGCCUAGGCUAUCUCAACUCAGAACUCGGUGUGGAUUUGGGUCUGAAGCCUGAUCUCUAUCCGCCAUGGGUUAUCCUCUCAACGGCAUGUAUGGGAUUAUUGGUGAUUGUGGUAGUUUGGGCCUUUGUUUGUCGUGGUCUAUUUAGGGGUAAAGGUAGGUCGAAAAGAACUGAGACCAUAGCGGAGACUGUGAAACCAACUGUAAAGACUCCCAAACCCGAAGAUCAGAAGAAGAAGAGCAAAAAGAAACCAUCUGAGAAGAAACCACAAGCAAACGGUCGCCCAGUUGUUGAACAAGAACCGGAAGUCAAAGUGACUGAAGAAAUUCCUGCUGUCCAGCAACCCACACCAGAGAACAAGACUGACAAGGCAAAGAACAAGAAGAAGAAGCCUAAACCUGCCACUGUUCCAGAGACCAAGGCUCCCGUUUCUCCUUCUGCCAAAGAGCCUGAACCAGAAGGGAACUGGGAGACCAAAGUCAGCAACCGUGAGAAGCGUCAGCAGAAACGGAAGGAGAAGGGCACAGGCGACGCCUCCCCCAGCCCCGGAGGAGCCGAGCCCCCCACCACCCCAUCCCCAGCCCCAGCCCCUGAGCCGGCCAAGCCCACCACCCAGAAGAAGAGCAAAGUGGUGGCUGUCCGUGCUAAACCUGAGAAAGCAGAGCCUGUGGCAACUCAAGUGACUGCCCACCGGGAGCAGACGCCAGCAGUGAACGGAGGCGAAUGGAACAGCGUUGGCGUGGCGAUCCCUCCUCAGAAGAAGGCUCCAAAGGCCGAGAACUGGACCGCCCUGCCCAAGAAACCCGUCCAGCCCAAUCCCGAGGUGUCCGUCUGGGGGCAGGAUGUCGACGGAUGGACUGUUGUGGACAGGGGAAUCCCAUCUGCAUUCCCUGGACUGGGCCACCCAGCAUCUGCCAUGGAGUCUCGGCCUGUGGUAGAGCCGCAGUGGUCCGACCCGCCUCCCGUGGAAGAUGAGUGGUCUGGACAGAAUGGUGUGGACCCGUCCUCUGAUUGGAACGCUCCGUCUGAAGCGUGGGAGAACUACGAGGAGCCAGAGACCCCCGCCCCUCCUCCAGAGAAGCCGGCCGCCACCCCACUGACCGACGCCACUGCUGAAGAUGCACAGGGCUCCGACGAUGACAAGGACAAAGCCGACCCCGGCGAGGGUGGGAAGAGCAAGAAGAAAAAGAAGAAGAAGAAGAAGAAGGCCGACGAGACUGAAGCAGCUGCUCAGGAGGAGGUGAAGGAGACCCCAGCGGAAGUAGCGCCCCCCCCUCCGCCCGCACAGGCUCCCACUAAAGCUGCUGCCAAGGCCCCGAAGAACGCCAAGCCUGCCAAGCCGUCCCCUGCACCUGCCCCCGCCGAGGCUGACCCUCCCCGAGCCGCUGUGCAGGAGAAGGCCGUCCAGAAGACCCCCUCCCAAGUGCCACAGGGGCCUGCCGACGCUAAAGCCGCUGGCAAGCAGCCCGCCAGCCCCGCUCCUGCCCAGGACAAACCCGAGACCAAGCCAGAGUCCCCAAAGCAGGUGAAGAAGAAGAAGGCCCGGAGGGAAACAUGAGCUGCAGACUGACAUCAAGAGUUUAUAUGCAACAUAUAAAAAAAAAGAGAGGAAGAAGUGGGGUGGGGGGGAAAAAAGAUUUUUAAGACCUGAAAGAUCAUGCAUAUGCAAUACUGAAGAGUGUACAGACUUUUGUAUGAAGUGACUACUUUUUUUAAAAGAAAAGACGUCAAUUGCUAGUCUCACCUUCUUUGACCUUUGUGUGAAUGAAUUAGAUGAUGCACUGUCCACUACGCGAUAUCUUCUAGUGGAUGUUCCAUGAGAUGAAUUUUGUCAUUAUGAUCAUUGUUUUGCUUUUUUUUGUUUUUGUUUUUUUAUUAUUAUUUGUGUUGAUUAUGAGUCCACUGAAAAGCGCUGACGUUUGGACUCGAGCUGUCUUUGCAGUGUUGAUGCGAGGCACGCGCCUGGUCCCGGCGUUGGCGCGUCCAGUGGCUUGUUAAAACUAGUAGCCUAUAGCACUGUGCUUCUGAUGCAGCUUCUCUCGCCCUCUGCUAAAGCUCUUCCCGGUAUCACAAGCGAGACUCCUCACUCCUCCCGAGCUGGAGGUUAGGCAUGUAUGCAGGCCUUUAUGGAAAGAGUCGUUUCAAACUAAAAGACUCUUCAGCUCCUGGCCAAUGCCCUGAGGGGGCAAAGUGGGCUCUUCUCAGCUAUCUGAUUACUACAGCGUCCUACAACACUUGAGUGUUUUCUGCUUUUUCGGGGGAGGGGUUGUGGUCAUCUUUUGCUUUAAUGAAUCACAUCUAGGUAUCUUAAAUGUUCUGAAACGUUGAUUGGUACAGUCAUGACACAUUGACACAUAUUUCUAACCUCUUCAGAUCAGAAUGCCAAGCCAUAUGUAAGAAAUAUAGUAAUAAUUCAUUCAAAUGGGCAGUUUUCUACUGUUCAAGACUGAGCUUUGAAAUGUGCUGUGUAUUACCUUUCCAACAUAUCUCUGUGUGUGUGUGUGUUUGCGUGCGUGUGUGCGUGUAUUCACGCACACAUCUUCUGCUGAUUAUCUGUGUGAAAUAGCUGGUAUCUUUCUGAGAAGUAAUCAUGUGGGAACGAAGAAGAGGAAUUUCAACCGCUUCAAACUGUUUUGAUCAGUACAGCAUCAGGAACAAAUUAUAAUGCCUUAUUAACUAAUAGUCUGUAGUUGGGAGAGAACAUGUCAGCUAUUUCAUGUGCUGUAUGUGAUGAAUGCAGGGCAGAGAGGAACAAUUGUUGUGGAUGGGGGGAUUGGUAGAGGUGUGAUGAGCAGAUGUUUUUGCGCUGUUGGGAGUUAAUAUUUGUCUUCAUAUGGCUACAACCUUGUAGUCUGUGAUGCCGGUUAAUUUUCUUCCAUGGUCUCCCUGCCUAUUUCAGGCUGUGCAGCUGAUGUUGCAGUGGCAGCACGUUUGCAUGGCACAGUUACUGCACCUGUGUCUUACUGCUAGUGUGAGCGCUAGUGUGUUGACACAGUGAUGGGAGAACUUUUAGGUUCCUUGAUAACCUGCCUUAUCUUACCCUCCCCCCCCCCCCCCCCCCAAAUCUUAUUACGUAUGUUAGUGUUAUUAUUUAUUUCUACCAAAUCACUAAAACAUAAUUUUUGAUCUUCUAAAAUAAGAAAAUUGUUACAAUUCUUAGUUAAUUUGUCAAAAUAAACUGUAAUUUGUA
Molecule: messenger RNA, 3695 nt
Organism: Alosa sapidissima (American shad)
Lineage: Eukaryota; Metazoa; Chordata; Actinopteri; Clupeiformes; Clupeidae
Gene: mtdhb
Product: metadherin b
Exons: 13
Coding region: 429-2063 (544 amino acids)
Biological process (GO): positive regulation of angiogenesis; positive regulation of canonical NF-kappaB signal transduction; regulation of transcription by RNA polymerase II
Cellular component (GO): nucleus
Molecular function (GO): transcription coregulator activity
Source: RefSeq, a predicted model, not a curated record